Molecule: messenger RNA, 2200 nt
Organism: Brachypodium distachyon (stiff brome)
Lineage: Eukaryota; Viridiplantae; Streptophyta; Magnoliopsida; Poales; Poaceae
Product: NADPH-dependent diflavin oxidoreductase 1
Exons: 12
Coding region: 78-1979 (633 amino acids)
Cellular component (GO): cytosol
Molecular function (GO): FMN binding; flavin adenine dinucleotide binding; NADPH-hemoprotein reductase activity
Source: RefSeq, a predicted model, not a curated record
AUCUCGCAUCACCGUCCUCUCAACAACAACAACAACGACAACAAAAAAAAUCUCGCAUAGCCGCUUCUGACUCCGGCAUGGCGCCGUCGUCGUCCGCGCCGCCGGCCCGACCUGCGCUGCUGGCUACUGGCCGCCUCGUAGUGCUCUACGCGUCCCAGACCGGAAACGCUAUGGACGCUGCCGAACGCGUGGGCCGCGAGGCCGAGCGCGGUGGCUGCCGGGCCGUCGAAGUCAUCUCCAUGGAUAGAUUCGAUCCCAGUUGCUUGCCGGGCGAAAGGUUUGUGGUCUUCGUCGUGUCAACCACUGGGCAGGGUGAUUCCCCCGAUUCCAUGAAGAGGUUUUGGAGGUACCUUCUUAAGAAGGAUCUUGGUGCCCGCUGGCUGGAAGGGUUCCGUUAUGCCGUAUUUGGGCUCGGCGAUUCAGGUUACCAGAAGUAUAAUUUUGCUGCAAAGAAGAUCGAUAGAAGGAUUUUACAACUUGGUGCAGAACCCAUCGUAGAGAUAGGCCUGGGAGAUGAUCAACACCCUUCAGGAUAUGAAGGAGCUCUAGAUCCUUGGUUGCUGUCUCUGUGGAAAUCACUGAAUCAAGCAAAUCCAUCACUUCUACCAAGAAUUUCUGAUAUCAUUAAUCCUAAUCUCAAUAAUUUGGGGGAUGCAAAGAUCGACGUCAUAUAUUACUCUUCGGAUGAUGCUCCACAAGAUUCCAUUGUUUCAGACUCCAAGAAAUUAAUUGAGAGAGCACGCUCAAUUUCCCCUGCUCUAAAGUUCCAUAAGGAUGGAGAGCCACAAUACAUGUUAAAGAUGGUAACAAAUCAACGUUUGACUAAUGAGGGUUCUGACAGAGACGUGCGCCACUUUGAAUUGGAAGAUCCAUCUUCUGCCAUCAGUUAUCAAGUGGGCGACGCUUUAGAAAUUCUACCAAGUCAAAAUCCAUCAGCCGUUAAUGCUUUCAUUGAACGCUGUAACUUGGAUCCAGAUUGUUACAUAACGAUUCGAGCAAAGGGUGGGGAUCAAGGGUCCAAAGGUUCAACCGUGAAUGGCUUGACGGAUCGCAUCAAGUUAAAGACCUUUGUUGCUUUGGCAAUGGAUGUUGCAUCAGCUUCCCCUCGGCGGUAUUUCUUUGAGGUCAUGAGUUAUUUUGCAACAGCUGAACACGAAAAAGAAAGGCUUCAGUAUUUUGCUUCUCCUGAAGGAAGAGAUGACCUUUACCAGUACAAUCAAAAGGAGAGUCGGACUGUUCUAGAAGUAUUGGAGGAAUUUCCCUCGGUACGCAUGCCUUUUGAAUGGUUGGUGCAACUAACACCUCCACUAAAGAAAAGAGCCUUUUCCAUAUCAUCAUCCCCAUUAACACAUCAAAAUCGGAUUCACUUGACUGUUAGUAUUGUAUCAUGGCUUACUCCUUUCAAGAGGACAAGGCAUGGUCUCUGCUCCACAUGGCUGGCGGGGCUCAGCCCAAAUGAAGAAAUUCUUAUACCAUGUUGGAUACACAAAGGAUCCCUACCUCCUCCACAUCCAUCCGUUCCUCUUGUGCUUAUUGGACCAGGAACUGGAUGUGCACCGUUUCGAGCAUUUAUUGAGGAAAGGGCUGCACAGAGUGUGACAGAACUAACAGCUCAUGUUCUAUUUUUCUUCGGCUGUAGAAAUGAAGACAGUGAUUUUCUAUAUAAGGACUUCUGGUUAAAUCAUGCCCAGGACAAGGGAGUGCUGUCCCUGAAAGAGGGUGGUGGUUUUUUUGUUGCUUUUUCUAGGGAUCAGCCUCAAAAGGUUUAUGUACAACACAAGAUAAAGGAGCAGAGUGAAAGAGUGUGGAACAUGUUAUGCUCUGGGGCUGCAGUAUACGUUGCAGGUUCUUCUACCAAAAUGCCCGCUGAUGUUACAGCUGCACUAGAAGAAGUUGUCCGUGAAAAGGGCGGUGAGGCUGCUUCGGGGUGGCUCAGGAAACUGGAAAGGGCUGGUAAAUUUAACAUUGAAACUUGGUAGUAAUUGUGAUUGUCGAACAAGACAAGACAUGUAGGACGUCAUGUUCCGCAAUUAUUUACGUGGUAGGGAGCUGUAGAAUUCAAUGUCGAUCGAAGAUGUAAAAAACUAGAAGCAUGUGUGUUGCACAUACAUACAGAGAAACAAACACUUACCAUUGAUUCUUGGACUGAACAAAUUACAAGGGAAAGCGCAUAUUGAUUUAACGCCUUCAUUCUUUUACU